CACUUAGUAAACACCAUGUUAGAAUUGGAAAUACAUUUGUUAACAGCUGACUACGAUCUCGUGUUGCCUCCCUGCCGUAGUUUAGUACUAUUGCGUUCUGUAUUCUAUAGUAUUUAUAUUUAUAUUAUUCCUAAAUUCAUUACCAAAUCACCUCUUUCGCAGCCGGGUCAUCGCGUGCCCCGCUACUCGCUGAUCAAUUGGGGAAUUUGUGUGCCCAAUGCUUGCACCUAUCAAGAUGUGGAAUAUACUGUGCAGGACUAUUUGAAUAAUAUGACCAGCUCCACGGGCAUUUCGUUUCAAGUGCGCGUUGAGCCGAAAUUGUGUCAGGUGCGCGACAAUAAGACGUGGGAUCGUAACACAACAUGGGCCGUCCGCUUUUUUCUCAUUAUUCUUUCCGUGUCCGUGCUAUCCACUAUCUAUGAACGCUGUACUAAACCUGGCCAAAAACCAAAUGAAUGGUGUACUGCCUUUUCGCUGGAUAAAAAUCUUCGUUGGCUCUUCAGCACAAACUACUCUCCCAACGAUAUUGAAGCGGUGCAUGGCAUACGAUUUUUGAAUGCAGUUAUGUUGCUCUUCUCUCAUAAAUCAAUGGCUAUGUUUUUCAAUCCUUACAAUAAUAGAACUGAAAUGUCUGAGAGUUUGGGUCGCCCUUGGACAGUUAUUGGACGCGCCGCAUCGCUUUAUACCGACCCAUUUCUACUUUUUAGUGGCAUGCUUACUGCUUACUCACUUUUCGGUCGCCUGUUCAAAGGCCAGCCGAUACGUCUGCGAAAUGAAUAUAUUAGCCGAUUAAUGCGUAUCGUACCUCCACUAGCCGCUCUCAUACUCUUCUGUACUUUUGUGCUACCCUUGUGGGGAUCGGGGCCACAAUGGAACUUAGUGGUUGGGCAUCAUGCAGAUAUUUGUAAACGCAACUGGUGGCGCAAUUUACUUUUCAUACACAACUACUUCGGAUUCAAUGAAAUGUGUCUUACACAUACACAUCAUCUAGGCAUUGACACUGAACUCUUCGCAGUGGCGCCAAUAAUGAUACUAGGUCUAUGGAAAUGGCCACGAAAAGGACUAUUCACCCUUCUGCUACUUGGAGUUAUUGGUACCGCCGCCCGCUACUACACAACCAUCAUAAACCAAUUGUCAAACUACAUCUAUUUCGGAACAAAUAUUCAACGCCUCUUCCGCACUGCCGACUAUAUGUACUCCUUCCCACCCCAUCGUUCCACAGUCUAUAUAAUGGGCAUUUUGCUUGGUUACUGCUUACGCAAAUACCCUGGCAUAAAGUUGUCAAGAACUCAACUUCGCUUCGGUUGGGUGGUGGCCACAGCCUGUGUGCUUACUUCGCUUUUGGGACCCGCGCCAAUGGGUGACAUCAACUAUCAGUACAACUCAACACACGCGGCCAUAUAUGCAGCAUUUGCACCAAUUGCUUGGUGCAUGUUCUUCUCAUGGAUUGUUUUUGUUUCACACAAUGGCUACAAAAGUGAGUUUUCAAAAAAUCGUCUUUAUACCACUUAAUAACACUUGAAAUAAAUAUUAUUACGCC
Molecule: messenger RNA, 1540 nt
Organism: Rhagoletis pomonella (apple maggot)
Lineage: Eukaryota; Metazoa; Arthropoda; Insecta; Diptera; Tephritidae
Gene: drd
Product: nose resistant to fluoxetine protein 6
Exons: 7
Coding region: 16-1512 (498 amino acids)
Molecular function (GO): acyltransferase activity, transferring groups other than amino-acyl groups
Source: RefSeq, a predicted model, not a curated record